UAUGUUAAUUAAAUUGCAAAUUAAUUUCUUUGUGUUAUUUAACCUCAAGAAGCUCAUUAUUUACGUCUUUUUCGAGGCCUCAGAACCACUAAACAAGCUGCAAUUUCAUAUUGUGAACCAUCUUAUCUUUUCACCCUCGUCUCCGUGGAUAGUAAUAAACAACUCUUGGAUUAGUGCUUAGAUAAGUUACUUUGGAAGGAUUUAAAGUUGGUUAUAUAUUCACCCACAUUGCCCAUGCCAUCGUCGUGAUUUUACAAUUGGACCAUGAUAUAAGCCCUAAGUAUAACAAAUCCUUAUCAGGUGAUGGGUACCCUAACAUGAAGAAAGCUACACCUAUUAGUAGACCAUCCUAAGUGCGGCGUUCGGCGCGAAAUAUAUAGUUUAUUGGUGAUUACUCCACAAGUCCUCUUAUCUUAUUCUUAACCCAUAUCAUGAAGGCUAUAUAUAAACCCAGAAACCUUCAGAAGAUUUCAAAUAGGGCACCACAUAUUCAACCCCACCAUUAAUUCACUGUUCCCCUGAAACCAGACACUAUACCUUCCUUGUCCCCUGAUCAAAACUUGUAUAUAAACCCCUCUAAACCACUUCUUUUCAAAACCCAAAAGCCGGAUACUAAAAGUCUUUUAGAUGGCCUCUGGAGGUAGCUCUCCGUGUGGUGCAUGCAAGUUCCUCCGCAGGAAAUGCGCGACGGGGUGCAUCUUUGCUCCAUACUUUGGCGCCGACGAGGGACCAGCGCGGUUUGCCGCUAUCCAUAAGGUGUUUGGAGCGAGCAACGCGUCUAAGCUUCUUUUGCAGGUUCCUCUUGCGGAUCGGUGUGAGGCGGUAGUCACUAUCGCUUACGAGGCCCAGGCGCGGAUCAGGGACCCGGUCUACGGCUGCGUCGCCCAGAUCUUUGCUCUGCAACAACAGGUGGCAUUCCUCCAAGCACAAUUGAUGCAGAUGAGAACUCAGUUGGCUUACGGCAUCUUAAAGUCGCAAUCAUCGGAGAAUCAGAUGCGAGAGAGUUGCGACAAUCCUCUACUCCAAUCUAUUCCUAGUCUGAAAACCAUGUGUUCAAAGAGGCCACUUGAUUACAUGGAUUAUAGCUCAGAAGGCGAACAAUUUCAGGAAAUGUGCUUUAAGCAGGAUCUUCCUUUCCAAUAUUCCAGCAAAAAGAUGACACCGCACAACGAGGCUGGGGAGCUCCAAACUUUGGCUCUGAGGAUGAUGAAGAGCUCUUACUCUUCCUAGCAAGGUUUUAUGGAAUUUCGAUGUAAAUAUAAUUACUUCAGCACUUCCAAUGUUUCCUAACGCAAGAUUCGAUUCAAAAGCAGUCGAUGACGCAUUUGUUUAGAUAAGAUAACAUCAAGUUGUAGUUUGCAACUAUGUGCCAUUGUGUUUUGUUAUUGCAAAUUUUGUUUUCAACAGCCAUUGCAACUUGAAUUUGAAUUUUUGGUUUGUUGAUA
Molecule: messenger RNA, 1445 nt
Organism: Ananas comosus (pineapple)
Lineage: Eukaryota; Viridiplantae; Streptophyta; Magnoliopsida; Poales; Bromeliaceae
Product: LOB domain-containing protein 16-like
Exons: 2
Coding region: 628-1230 (200 amino acids)
Biological process (GO): positive regulation of DNA-templated transcription; hormone-mediated signaling pathway
Cellular component (GO): nucleus
Source: RefSeq, a predicted model, not a curated record